AUGGCAUCUCAAAGACUCCUGGGGGUAAGUGAAAGUUGGCAUUUCCAGGGGACUUAGCUUUAGGACGUAGAAUAAUGGUAUCAUCAAGUUUGGCAAAGAGCUAUCAAUGGUCAAAGGAAGCUUCUGUUUGUGUUUGUUGGUUUGUUUAUUCAAAUGUAAGCCUGUGACUAGGGAGUGUCUUGUUUUUGAUUUUGUAUAAGCCUCUCUGGGAGCCUUUUUGGCUGAGAAGAGGAGUACAAAUGCUCUGAAUGAAUGAGUACUUUCUCCCCGUGGCCAUCUCUGACCUUCAUCUCUUGUUUCAGGUCACCUUCCUUCCUGCGGAGCAGCUCUUGGAGGCCAAGUGCUUCCUGGCCAGUGACCUUGCUGCUGAGAGCAUCUUCGAGCCUUGGACAUCUCCUACUUGCUGCAAAGAGUUCAGUGGCAAAGCAGUGGAGGUAGGAUGCUGCCAGGGUAGGAGAGAAGAAUCUCCACCUUGAAGUAGGGGAGUCCACCCCAUGCCAUUGGGUGGCCAUGACACAUGUUUGUUGGGAGGGGCCUCACAAUGUCAGAACAAGAACCUCAGCCCAAAGGUCCUGAGACAGCCCCACUUCCUGGUACUAUAUGAGUGACCCUCUCCUUCAUGUCUGACAGGUGGAGGUGCUGCUGGAGGCCUUCCAUAAGAUCACUCCAAGGUCUACAAUGGAGAGCAGAGAAGUGGCCAUCUUACCUUAACAUCACCUGGAUAAAGUGGUUGAAUACCUCCUCCAAUUUUCUUUCAUGUAUGAGGCACUCAGGCUUCUACCAGCCUAAAAGAGAUGUUGGGAAUUUGCAGGGCUUGCUCAGAAAGUAACUCUCUCCCCGAGGGGGGAGGCCAGGCAGCUGGAGAACCCGCUCCCCACAGUGUCAGCAGCCAGUCUCCAAAUCUCUUCCUCCCUCUGGAUUCCCAGCUGAUUUGGUGCCUCAUGGCAAGAGACAGAGGAUUUGGAGGGCUCCCGCUGUGGUACCAUAGCCAGGAUUAGGUCCUUUAACAGGAAGAGCAACAGAGCAGAAGCCAAGAAGGCAGGGACAAGUCUCUGUCCUCUAGGCGAGGCAGCAAGGGGUGAGAUUGGUGCAGGUUCCCCCUCUCUUUUUGCCAUCUGCAGAGAUGCAGCAGCACAGAGGGGCUGAUCCAGAUCACUGAGGGAUCCUUCUGGAGUGCAGGAGACCAGGGAAGACCAAGCCAUUUCCUCUCUGUGACAUGGCAGCAAGCAGUAGAGUUCCUGAUGGAGCCGGACCACCUGUGGAGGGGUCAGGUUUAGAGGCAAAGCGUCUUUCUGGCCCCCGCACCACUGCCCAGAGAACCAAAUGGUCCCCUCCGUGCAAUAAUGUGCCAUCCCUGAGCCAAGAGAGCUGACUGUUGCUGUGCCUGCAAGAGAAUAUGGCAGGAGGUUUUGGCUGACCAACAACAACUACUCCAUCUGAAGACUGAGCAGCUGCAUCAGAGCCCCUUGGCAGAGUCUGCCACCGCUGUGGUAAGGACGAAUCCCCUGCUUUCUGGCUUCUUCUCCCCAGAGUAAUAUCAAGGGGUUUCUGUAUUCUGCAGAAAAGCAGGGAAAGUGACUUGCACUUCUCUCUCUUCCAGCAACACCUGACCAGCCUGUUGCACACCAUCCGCAGGAUGGAUGAAUACAAGGUACCUAUGCGCCAUCACUUUCCACAGCUGCUGAUAGCUGCCAACUUCCUGCCUGCCCAGGAAUUCCUCAACUCAGUAGUGCAUUGCAAAGGGACAAAUUGAGUCCUUUUUCCUUCAGCCUAUGGUGUUUCUUGUCCAGCUUGAUUUUCCAAGGGAGACUAUCCUUCAGGUGGCUACUAGGGAGCAAGGAUGCAGAAGGAAUUUGAUUCUGUUUGCAUGUCAAGGCAGAUCUGCAUAAUUCAUAAUUUCUGGAAAUAUCAACUUCUGGGGGGAGCCUUGUAAAUGUGGUUUUUCAGUUUGGUUCUUGGUGUUCUGGUAUGGGGUACUCACAAAGGAGAAAGUGGCUGGAGCAAGGAGGCCCCUGCUUGGUUUCGACUCUUUUGUUCCCACCAACAGCAGAGAGUCCCCCCAUUCUUGGUCCCUAUUCUUGAUCCCUAUGCCACAAUCAUGCCAUCUUUGGCUACAUUGAAGAGACUGCAAAGCCAAGCAAGGUCUCUGCCCAAUAGAACGUAGCAAAGGCAUCUUUAUUGAUGAGAUCUUUGCCAGUGAAGGGGCAAUUGUAAUCUCCUACAAAAGGCCUUCCAGUAACGUUGUUAUGGCUGGCUCCAAGAAGUAUCGUUCCCAAGGUUCCACAUUUAAAGUCUUUCCUCUGGAUGCAGAUAGCAGACAUCCGCCCUCCCCAAUUUAGACGGCAACCUCAAUGGGGGUUCCCCAACAUGCCCCCUUCAGAAUUUGGACCUCACCCCUACUAUGUACUCGUUUACCUUAAAUAUUCUGUGGCUCAUGUCAAGGCUACUUAGGUCCAUUCACUUCAGUGGGUUUGCUCAGCGCAAAACAUAGUUGGAUCCAACUCUCCAUCUGUAAAACUACAGAUGGUGGAUAAAACAAGAACCUGUCUAAACCUCCAUUGGGAAAUGUUUUGUACAAGGAAAGCAUCCUAUCCCUUCACCAAAGAGUUUCUUUCUCUUUGGGUCUCUUGAGCUGCUUAGCUACCAAAUGUGAGUCUAUCCCUGCAAGGAAGCACUGGACCACCUGCUCACCUGGCUGCAGCAUGAUCACCUGCAAGUCUGGAAGCUCAGCCUCAGAGGGAUAUCCCCGCUUUUGGACUCUGACAUGGCAAGUGAUGCUCAGAGGGAGAGGGAGGGAUUUAGAUUCGAAUCACAGCCAAGCACUGUUUGCAGGCAGAAUGGUGAAGGGUCUGUGCUAAAAGAAAAACUGUUGGACUUUUCAGAUCUUUGAAAAGAUUCUCUCCUUUUUAUAGGACCCUUUGGUUCGGUGGCCGCUUACUGCUAGAUUUCCUCCCUUAUGCAGAAUAAUAAUAAUAAUAAUAAUAAUAAUAAUAAUAAUACCCCGCCCAUCUGGCUGGGCCUCCCCAGGCACUCUGGGUGGCUUCCAACAGGGUAUUAAAAACGCAAGAAAACUAAAACAUUAAAAACUUCCCUAAAUAGGGCUGCCUUCAGAUGUCUCCUAAAAGUCAGAUAGUUGUUUAUUUCCUUGGCAUCUGGUGACAUACUUGAAAAGCUGAUGUCCUCGCAGAGCUGAUGCACCCAGUAGAGCUAGCUGACCUCUCCAGGGAGCUGGGGGAGGAAUGCCUGAAGAUGCUGGCUGAAAGCUCCUGUGGUCUGGCUGCCCAUGUGCGUAUUAUGGAACAACCGCUUUCUGGAUUGCACAUUACAUAAUAGACUGCAUCUGGUAAGGUCACUUUGCUUUGUUUGCAGCUUUGCACAGAGUUAUCCCAUUUCAUCUUCCCAACAACCCAGUAGAGGUUAGUUAUGAUCCUCUACUGAACAUCAUAGCCAUAGCACAAAACUGCAUGGGAAGUUACAAUAUAUGAAGUACAAAAUACAUAAUAAAAAUAAUCAGUGCACAAAAUUCAUAAUAACAAUAAAAAUAAAACAAUUAACAAGAGUAAUAUAUACACACUGAUAAACCAUAAAAAAGCUGUUAUGGGAAUAAAAUUAGGAAUAAAAUAAGCUGAAGGCUUUUGCCGACAACCUAGUUUUAACAUUACAAGAACCCCAAAUGAGAGGGAUAGUAGCGCUGCAAAUAAUUGAAGAAUUUGGAUUUCUAGCAGGAUUUAAAAUAAAUAAAGCUAAAACAAAAAUGAUGGUUAAAAAUAUGAACGAGGAAUUAAUAGACCAACUACAGAAGGAAAUGGAAAUCAAGGUGGUAAAGAAAGUUAAAUAUUUAGGUAUAUGGUUAUCUCCAAAGAAUAUAAAUCUAUUUAAAGACAAUUAUGUAAUAAUUGAAGUGCAAGCUGGAUUUCAAAGGGGCAGAGGAACCAGAGACCAAAUUGCAAACAUGCGCUGGAUUAUGGAGAAAGCUAGAGAGUUCCAGAAAGACAUCUAUUUGUGCUUCAUUGACUAUGCAAAAGCCUUUGACUGUGUCGACCACAGAAAACUAUGGCAAGUUCUUAAAGAAAUGGGAGUGCCUGAUCACCUUAUCUGUCUCCUGAGAAAUAUCUAUGUGGGACAAGAAGCUACAGUUAGAAUGAUAUGGAACAACUGAUUGGUUCAAAAUUGGGAAAGGAGUAUGGCAAGGCUGCAUAUUGUCUCCCUGCUUAUUUAACUUAUAUGCAGAAUUCAUCAUGCGAAAGGCUGGGCUGGAUUAAUCCCAAACCGGAAUUAAGAUCGCCGGAAGAAAUAUCAACAACCUCAGAUAUGCAGAUGACACAACCUUGAUGGCAGAAAGUGAGGAGGAAUUAAAGAACGUUUUAAAGAGGGUGAAAGAGGAGAGCGCAAAAUAUGGUCUGAAGCUCAACAUCAAAAAAACGAAGAUCAUGGCCACUGGUCCCAUCACCUCCUGGCAAAUAGAAGGGGAAGAAAUGGAGGCAGUGAGAGAUUUUGCUUUCUUGGGCUCCAUGAUCACUGCAGAUGGUGACAGCAGUUACGAAAUUAAAAGACGCCUGCUCCUUGGGAAAAAGGUGAUGGCAAACCUAGACAGCAUCUUAAAAAGCAGAGACAUCACCUUACCAACAAAGGUCCAUAUAGUUAAAGCCAUGGUUUUCCCAGUAGUGAUGUAUGGAAGUGAGAGCUGGGCCAUAAAGAAGGCUGAUUGCCGAAGAAUUAAUGCUUUUGAAUUAUGGUGCUGGAGGAGACUCUUGAGAGUCCCAUGGACUGCAAGAAGAGCAAACGUAUCCAUUCUUAAGGAAAUCAGCCCUGAGUGCUCACUGGAAGGACAGAUCGUGAAGCUGAGGCUCCAAUACUUUGGCCACCUCAUGAGAAGAGAAGACUCCCUGGAAAAGACCCUGAUGUUGGGAAAGAUUGAGGGCACAAGAAGAAGGGGACGACAGAGGACGAGAUGGUUGGACAGUGUUCUCGAAGCAACAAACAUGAGUCUGACCAAACUGCGGGAGGCAGUGGAAGACAGGAGUGCCUGGCGUGCUCUGGUCCAUGGGGUCACGAAGAGUCGGACACGACUAAACAACAACAAUGUAAUAAUAUGGAAAGAAAUUAAAAGAAAUUUAGACAUAUGGACAUAUUAGACAUAUGGAGUAGACUGAAUGUGUCAUUCUGGGGAAGAAUAGCCGUGGUUAAAAUGAAGGUGCUCCCCAAACUAUUAUACUUAUUUCAAACCAUCCCAGUAAUUACAGGAUUAGGACAGUUUAAGGAAUGGCAGAAAACAAUCUCAAGAUUUGUGUGGCAAGGGAAGAAGCCUAUUUAAGUUGUUAACUGAUAGAAAAGAAAGAGGUGGAUUCUCCCUACCUAACCUUAAACUCUGUUAUGAAGCUGCCUGUAUAACAUGGUUGAGGGAAUGGAUGAUACUUGAUAACACUGAUGUUCUAGACCUGGAAGGAUUUGCAAACAGGUUUGGGUGGCACGCGUACCUAUGGUAUGGAAAGGUCAAAGUACACCAGGAUUUCUUAAAUCAUGUUAUAAAAAGACCAUUAUAUGAAGAAUGGAUGAGAUAUAAAGACUUGUUUGAAAGGAAAACACCGUGGUGGUUGUCACCCCAGGAAGCCUUUUCAGUUAAAAAAUUAAAUAUGAAAGAUUUGUUGAAAGAACCUAUAGAGAUUUGUUGAAAGAAGACAAUAAUAUAAUCAAAAUCAGACCUGAUGAAGAUCUAAAACCUAGAUUGUCAGGAUGGAUGGAAUAUCACCAAAUUAAUGAUAUAUUCCUUAAAGAUAAAAUAAUUAUGGAUUUAAUCCUGAUAUAUCAAUACUGGAGACUGGGGUAUUACAAGGUCGUACAAAGAUGUUGUCUACUCUAAAGUAUAUGAAUUUUUGUUGGAAUGGCAUACAAAAGAUGAAAAAAUUAAGGAGGCCAUGACUAAGUGGGCAAUGGACCUAGGAUAUAAUAUCGAGUAUGAGAAAUGGAUGACUAUGGAAUUUAGGAAUAAAAUUUACCGCAUCCAUGACGUUAAAAGAGGAUUUGUUUAAAAUGAUGUAUAGAUGGUAUUUAACACCCACCAAACUAGCAAAGAUGUAUAAAAUGAAAAAUAAGAACUGUUGGAAAUCCACUGUAAAAGAGGGAAAUUUUCUCCACAUGUGGUAGUUGUGUGACAAGGUGAAGACUUUUUAGGAUAGUGUGUAUAAUGAGUUAAAAAAGAUAUUUAGGUACACCUUUUAUAAAAAAACCAGAGGCAUUUUUGCUAGGAAUGGUUGGAGAGGACAUUAAAAGGGAAGAUUAUAAAAUCUUCCUGUAUGCCACAACAGCAGGAAGACUACUCCUCGCACAGAGAUGGAAACAACAGGAUAUUCCGACAAUUGAAGAAUGGCAACCGAAAGUAUUGGAGUAUGCGGAAAUAGCAAGGCUAACUGGAAGAAUCCGACAGCAGGACGAUGAGAAAUUCCAAAAAGAAUGGUCCAAAUUUAUGGUAUACUUAGAGAAAACUGUACAUAAAUAAAGACACUCACAGGACUGAAAUAAAACUCAUAACGUUUAUUGUAAACAUUUGGUUAGACCACAAGAUGUAAUGCUUUAAUAUAAUAAGGAAUGUAUGUCUAAAGUAUAAUACAAAAAUUUAUUAAGGAAUUAUAGACAUUUAUAGAAUGUAUAUAUAGUAAUCACGCUUAAGUAAGAGCAAUGUAGAGAAGCCAGAAGAGGGGUGGAGGGAAGUUAAUUCGGAUAAGAUAUAGAUUUAAAGGAGAAUAAUAUUGUUAAGCUGUAUUGUGUUUAAGAUAUUUGGGGAAAAAUAAUAAAAAUUAUUGGGUGUGGGGAAAAGCCUCCUUCUUUUUUAUAAUUUAUUCACUGUUAUGUACUGAAGUUCUCACCCUGGGCCAGCAGGGGGAUACUGUAGAUAGUUAUGCAAAUGAAGGAUCGAAAGUGACAUUCAGUGAUUGGAUCGUUUGUAUGCAAAUGAAGGAUCGAAAGUGACGUUCAGUGAUUGGAUAGUUUUAGAAAAUGGCAACAGUUACAUUGUUCUGGAGCUCUAUAUAAGCAGGCUGACUGAGCUCCUCAGUCAGUUCUGUUCCAGCUUACAAAUAAAGAGCUGCUUUGGAAGAAUCGCUGUGUCAUCUGAUAUGUUCGCCCACAACUUAACAUUCACCAUCAGCGGUGAUAAUUUCUGGAGCAACAAGAGGGUCUAACGUUACUGAUAUUCAGUACCCUUCUAACAGAACCUCCUUUCUGUCUUUCCUGCAUGAAACGAUGAAUCCACGCUGGAAAAUGGCAGCCUAUCGACUGGAGCCUGGGAGGAGGCCUCUGGAAACAAGAAGACCCACACAAGAAUGUCAUCUGCCUGGGAAGGAGGCUCAGCAGAGACGCCGUCUGCAACCCCGAUCCACACCCUUAUGGUGACUUGGGGGAUUAG
Podarcis lilfordi (Lilford's wall lizard) is the source of this 7402-nucleotide messenger RNA. Lineage: Eukaryota; Metazoa; Chordata; Lepidosauria; Squamata; Lacertidae. The record is from the annotation of a GenBank genome assembly.